UACGCAUACGCGAUCCACAACGACGACAUCAGCCCUCCUUGUCUUGUGCAGUUUGACUGGCGCGGCUGACUCUCAUCGGUCGAACAAAAAUGGCGACUCGUCUGCUAAAAGUUAAUCCAACUUUGUUGAAAUAUGUCCAGAAGAAUGGGCUUUACAAGAUCCCCAAGCAAUGGAAGGCUACAGCCGCGUCGCCUCUUCAACAGGCCCUCAUCAAUCAACCACCAACGUGUACCACAACAUUGGACAAUGGUAUGAGAGUAGCUAGCGAAGACAGUGGUGCUGCAACAGCCACUGUUGGUCUCUGGAUCGAUGCUGGUAGUCGAUGGGAAUCCGAUGAGAAUAACGGUGUUGCUCACUUUAUGGAACAUAUGGCUUUUAAGGGAACAGCUAAAAGGUCACAAACUGAUUUGGAGCUUGAAAUUGAAAAUAUGGGAGCACACUUAAAUGCUUACACUAGUCGGGAGCAAACUGUAUUCUAUGCUAAAUGUUUGAAGCAGGAUGUGCCCAAGGCUGUAGAAAUUCUUAGUGACAUUAUUCAAAAUUCAAAACUAGGAGAAAAUGAAAUUGAAAGAGAACGAGGAGUCAUUCUGAGAGAAAUGCAAGAAGUAGAAACUAACUUGCAAGAGGUUGUUUUCGAUCAUUUACAUUCUACUGCCUAUCAAGGCACUCCCCUUGGAAGAACAAUUCUUGGGCCAACUGAAAAUAUCAAAUCAAUUUCAAAGAAAGAUUUGCAGGAAUAUCUCAGAAAUAACUAUGGUCCACCAAGAUUCGUUUUGGCUGGUGCUGGAGGUGUUGACCACAACCAGCUUACUCAGCUUGCUGAACAACACUUUGGAAAAAUGACCGGCCCAGCAUACGAUAAAAUCCCAGAUCUUAACGUGCCAUGCCGUUACACCGGUUCCGAAAUUCGUGUGCGAGACGACUCCAUACCUCUGGCUCACAUUGCUAUCGCCGUCGAAGGUGCUGGCUGGAGCAGUGCUGAUAAUAUCCCCUUGAUGGUAAUGAAUACUCUGAUGGGUGCGUGGGAUCGCAGCCAAGGCGGUGGUGCUAAUAACGCCACUACCUUAGCCAGAAUAGCUGCUUCCGGAGAACUUUGCCACAGCUACCAAAGUUUCAAUACCUGCUACAAGGAUACUGGCCUGUGGGGAAUCUACUUUGUUUGUGAACCCAUGCAGUGCGAAGAUAUGGUAUGGAAUAUCCAACAGGAAUGGAUGAAACUUUGCACAUCUGUAACCGAAAAAGAUGUUAACCGAGCGAAAAAUAUUCUGAAAACAAACAUGUUCUUGCAACUUGACGGUACUACCGCCGUAUGCGAAGACAUUGGCAGACAAAUGCUCUGCUACGGUCGCAGAAUUCCUCUUCAUGAACUUGAAGCUAGAAUAGAGAGCGUUACAGCUAAGACGAUUCACGAAACCGGUAUGAAAUACAUUUAUGAUCGUUGCCCAGUCAUCGCAGCUGUUGGUCCAUGUGAGAACUUGACUGACUACAAUGUUAUCCGUAGCGCCAUGUGGUGGGCUCGUUAUUAAAACAAUUAAGAUCAUGUUCAGUAAAGUUAACGAUAAAUGUUAGGAAUUUUAACUUUGGAGAAUGACAUUGAAUCGAUCUAUGCAGUAGAACAAUUUAUGUAAUUAAAAAGUUUUUGUUUUUUUCAUUGUCACAUGUGAAAAAUAUCGAAAUGUGCUUUGGCAAUUGCUAUUAAAGUACUACGAGAAAACUAGGAGCAUGUACAUUGAUUUACGAAUGUUGAAAAAAAAAAUAAAAAUUCAAUUUCUUUUUA
This is a messenger RNA of Trichogramma pretiosum, 1777 nucleotides long. RefSeq names its product mitochondrial-processing peptidase subunit beta (gene UQCR-C1). Gene Ontology annotation, molecular function: metal ion binding; metalloendopeptidase activity. The record is from RefSeq and is a predicted model, not a curated record. The transcript is spliced from 7 exons. Gene Ontology annotation, cellular component: mitochondrion. Lineage: Eukaryota; Metazoa; Arthropoda; Insecta; Hymenoptera; Trichogrammatidae. Bases 90 to 1526 code for a protein of 478 amino acids.